Labrus bergylta (ballan wrasse) is the source of this 1512-nucleotide messenger RNA. RefSeq names its product endonuclease domain-containing 1 protein. Gene Ontology annotation, molecular function: hydrolase activity; metal ion binding; nucleic acid binding. The record is from RefSeq and is a predicted model, not a curated record. NCBI's taxonomy places the organism in Eukaryota, Metazoa, Chordata, Actinopteri, Labriformes, Labridae.
CUAGAGUAGAGGCUGUACUUGUUAGAAAAAACGUUGAAGUAUUACAUGUUAGAAGGAUACACACGGGCAGACGUAUCAGGGUCUAAAAGGAGGUAAAGGGCUUCUAUAAUGACACCUACUUCAGAAAACCGUGCCUUUGUCCUGGCAGCUCUCAUGACCAUGCUGACCUUGGUUUUGCUACAGGGGGCCCAGGCAGGAGUGGUGGUGGAUUUCAACCAUGCAGAGCGUUGUAAGGACUCUCUGUACAUGGGCACUCCACCCCGAGGCUACCUCAGUAACUCUUUUAAGAAGAUCUGCCAGAGGUACGAGGAUCAACCCCGCUAUGUCACCCUCUAUGACUCUCGGGAUCACAUCCCCAUCUACUCUGCCUAUACCUUCAAGAAGUCAGACGGGGAGAAGAAGGUGGACUUUCCUUGGAUGUUUGAGCCUCAGCUGGCCUCAGAAAAGAGCAGCAGUAACAUGGAGCCCUUCCCCCAAUCUGCAGGCAUGCAUAUGAACUUUGAGGACACUCAAGCAGUCCUGGAUGACUACGCUAAUGUGGUUCAGUAUGAACGUGGCCAACUUAAUCCCGACGAGCAUCAGGCCGACCCUCUGGACAAAGCCGCCACCUACAGCUUGACGAAUGUGGUACCCCAGAUCAGGGAGUUUAACUUGGGUCCUUGGGCAGAACACCAAGACAUCAUCCGCCAGCGUCUCAACAACUACUGCCGUGGCAAAGCCUUCGUGGUCACAGGCGUCACCACCUCGGGGCACACCAUCCGUCGCAGCAACCUGAACCGGUUGGCCGUUCCGGAGUACAUGUGGUCGGCCUACUGCUGCACCGAGUUCGAUCAAAAUGCUCCGUACUUUGUCCGCUACAAGUUCCCUGUGUUCGGUGCUUAUGGGCUGAAUGAUCGAGUCAACAACCACAUGGUGGAAGUUCCUCUGAAAAACCUGGAAAGGUUUCUCAAAGGGAGGAUGAAUGUGGAUCAGAAUUUUCAGAUUUUUUAUAAUGAUUGUGGGCCAAACAAUUGAGAGAAAGAGAGCAGACCUUUGAUAUACAUUCAUCUUCUAGUAUGGUGUCACUGGUUUGGGGCUCUUUCCGCUUCAUAUUUAGAUGUGUAGUCAACUCAUAGUAUUUCAAAUGAUUGGAGAGUGUGUAACUAUUAAUUCAUCUUUUUUCUUGAUUUUGUCUGUGAAUUGUCAAUAUUUGGUAAAAAUUCUCUUUAAAACCCUGAAACUUAAGGUGACUUUUACAAGUUAUUUUUUUUGGCAGAGCAUUAUAAUAAUAUAUAUUCUAAUAUCUCUUAAAGAUAAAGAUAAUCCACAAAACUGCAUAUUUAAGAUGCUGUACCAAUACAAUGAUCAGCAAUGUUGGUUUGAAUAAUCACAUGAAUGAUUUUAUUUUUUGUCAAAGUUCCAAUAAAACCUAUGGAAAAUUGAUCAAGGUGAAUUUAAGUUGUUAUUAUUAUGUUCACAAAAACGAUUAUGUAUAAUGCUAUAGCGCCUUCAAUAAAACAUUCAGCUACUUGA